CGGCGGAGCCUCCUUAAAACUCUGCCGUUAAAAUGGGGGCGGGUUUUUCAACUCAAAAAGCGCUCAAUUUUUUUCUUUUCAAAAAAAGCUGAUGAGGUCGGAAAAAAGGGAUAAGAAACCGGCACAGUACCUUCAGAGGCAACCGUAGCAGCAGUUGCUUCAGCGGAAAAAGAAGCAAAGGAGGGAGGGAAGGGAAAGAUCCUAAAGGAAAGACGCGCAAGUGUCUGUAGCGGAGAAGGGAGCGGCGAUCAGAGAUUUGGGGGAGUCGGACUACAAAAGAAACUGUCAGCUGCGGCUCGCGACCGGCCGGCGCAGCCUGCCUCGGCUCCGGAACCCAACUGGCUGGCAGCCGCUGUCCUGUCCGCGGCACUGAUAGGGGCACAGGCCGGAGGACCGCCAAGAACUAACUGGCCAAGUGGCACCGAGCGCCCGAGCUGCUGGGCGGCCGCCAAGAAGUUGGCGGGACUGGCUGCGCCCGGGAUCUGUGGCGACCGCUCCUACUUCCAAAGACCCUUCCCAUCAUCGGACGCCCCGGGAAAAUCUGAAAGGGAGGGAACGACAGCGGCAGAGGCGACGGCCGCCCCUCAGCGAGCGCUUGCAGUGAAGAGCCUGAGCUAGCUCGGUCGUAGGCGGGAAGUUACUGGUGAGCUGGCCGGGUGCAAGAGCGAUGCUGCCGCGAGCUACCCCAGCGGCUGGAGCCCCAUAGACGCUUCCCCCUUCGCCGUGCACCGUCUUCAGGCUGCCGGGAGUCCCGGGACCCGGCGGGGCCGGCAUGACGGGCUUGGCGGGGGUCUGCCGCACACCCACCAGCCUCCGGAGACCCGCGCCCUGCCCGGCUCCCACGGCCUCUGAGGCUCGGCGGGGCUGCGGCAGCUCGGCGGGCGGGCUCCGGAGGCUCUUCUGAAGACGCCGAGCCCGCUAGGGAGUCGUUGAGACCUGAGAGUUGAGGGCUUCAGAGCUGCUGCUCUGGUCUGCCCUCAGCGAUCGUCUUUAACCCUCCCGAGCACGUCAGCAUCCAGCCAGCGCGGCGCUCUGCUAGCGAGCGAGCAGCACUCUGGACUACCCCCUUCGGCUAGACGGAUGGAAAGUGAGCUCUGCGAAGGACCUGACUCUGAAAUUCUGCCUCAAAUCACCACUGUGAACAAGGGACCCUAAAGAAUGGCCGAGCCUUGGGGGAACGAGUUGGCGUCCGCAGCUGCCAGGGGGGACCUAGAGCAACUUACUAGUUUGUUGCAAAAUAAUGUAAACGUCAACGCUCAAAAUGGAUUUGGGAGAACUGCGCUGCAGGUUAUGAAACUUGGAAAUCCGGAGAUUGCCAGGAGGCUUCUCCUCAGAGGUGCUAAUCCCAAUUUGAAAGAUGGAACUGGUUUUGCUGUCAUUCAUGAUGCUGCCAGAGCAGGUUUCCUGGACACUGUACAGGCUUUGCUGGAGUUCCAGGCUGAUGUUAACAUUGAAGAUAAUGAAGGGAACCUGCCCUUGCACUUGGCUGCCAAAGAAGGCCACCUCCCUGUGGUGGAGUUCCUUAUGAAGCACACAGCCUGCAAUGUGGGGCAUCGGAACCAUAAGGGGGACACCGCCUUCGACUUGGCCAGGUUCUAUGGAAGAAAUGAGGUCAUUAGCCUGAUGGAGGCAAAUGGGGUUGGGGGAGCCACAAGCCUGCAGUGAAUGUGUAGAGGUCUCUCUCACUGACCUCACACUGUCCGUUAGUUGGUUGGCUGUCCGUUUCACUAUCACUUAUUAAAAUAUAGGGUUUCCUUUCGCUUUGUUUUCAUAUUUUAAGCAGCCAAAUCCUUCAAAACUGCCUAAGUGGAAAUCUUACUACAAGUUUAUGAAAUAUUUAAACUUCUUUUUCACUGUCAAAAUUCUGAUUUCUAACAUGUAAUAGCUAUUCCUUUUUUUCUGGAUAUUUUAUCUUUGAUUUUUUUUUUCUUUGCUUACCCUUUUUCAUUCUCAGUGUCUGACUUGGAGACUUUGUUUUAAAAAUUAUUUGUCCUGAUGCAUCUUUUGCCUAAUUAAAACACAUUUUUCCAGAAGAGGA
Molecule: messenger RNA, 2038 nt
Organism: Mus musculus (house mouse)
Lineage: Eukaryota; Metazoa; Chordata; Mammalia; Rodentia; Muridae
Gene: Cdkn2c
Product: cyclin dependent kinase inhibitor 2C
Exons: 3
Coding region: 1159-1665 (168 amino acids)
Biological process (GO): oligodendrocyte differentiation; regulation of G1/S transition of mitotic cell cycle; negative regulation of cell growth
Cellular component (GO): nucleus; cytoplasm
Molecular function (GO): protein kinase binding; cyclin-dependent protein serine/threonine kinase inhibitor activity
Source: RefSeq, marked validated